AGUGAGGGACUUAAUAACAGUUGCCCAUACUUCGGUACUUUGAACAAUUACUAUUGAUCCGGAUACCUUUCUACUUUUUGUUUCGCUGAAAGUCUUCCGUGUGGUAUCAUAUAAAAUGUAUCAAUACUGAGCGAUUUGUAUCAUACUUCUUUUUGUCUUAACACACCAAACAACUGCAAACAAGAUGUGUCUCAGAAUCGUGAUAAUUGCUGGUCUGAUGGCCGUGGCAUCUGCUACCGAGAUGGCGGACAAGAGAAGUGCGUCCUGGGACGCAGUCACUUCGUCCGAAUGGAACCCAGCCAGUGGUGGUAACGGAAUUCCCGCCACGCUGGUAAUAAACAGCGGAGGCAGCGGAGGUUGGUCAUCAGACUCAAGCAGCGAAGUAGCGGGCGCAGUGGCGGCAGCGAAGGCUGCGGCUAGCGCGGUGAGGGCGGCGCAACAGCAGGUGGCAGCCGCCAAGAACGCCGCUCUCCACCAGCAGGAGCUCGCUGGUGCUAAGGAGGCCGCAGCUGCGCACGCCGCCCAUAAAAGCGAGGAGGCAUCAAGACGAGCUCGUGCGCGUGCGCUAGAAGCUGCGCAGUCCGCAGUACAUGCGCAGGCGCGACUCGCAGCGGCCAAGGCUCGCGCCGCAGCUGCGCAGAGGAUCGCCGCUGCCAGGGAGGCGGAGGCAGCCAAAGCUAUACAGCAAGCCGCCCACACACAAGCUGCUAGGCUUCAGAAUGCUGACAUCGAGUCACUGAAACUGUCAGUGCUGCAAAGUUCAGGGGCCGCGGGCGCAGCCGGCGCAGCGCAGCACGCAGCGACCUCUGCCGCCGCGGCGUUACGUCCCGACAACCAGGGCUGGAACCCACAGGGAUGGCAACCUAAUGCCAACGCCUGGGACUGGUAAACUGAUACAACGAAGCAUACAAACCCCAACCCCAUCAAGAAAUAGUUACAUUUCUUAGAUCUUAGAAAUGUAACUUUUUUCGAACAGAUCGAUAUUGUGAUCUUAACACGGAUUUCGCAAAUAUAAAUGUUUAAAGUCUUCCAAUGAUUUCGCAAAUGAAAAUCUUUAUUAUUAAUGUCUAUGUUUUUAAUUAUUUAGGUUUAGAAUUGUUUGUUGAUCUAUAAGUACUAUUUUAUCGUUGAAUAUCUUUAUAACACUAGCUUUUGUCCGCGACUUCAUCCGCGCGGAAUUAAAAAAACCUUUUAAGCCU
This is a messenger RNA of Papilio machaon (common yellow swallowtail), 1199 nucleotides long. Its product is annotated as tol-Pal system protein TolA-like. Bases 185 to 889 code for a protein of 234 amino acids. The record is from RefSeq and is a predicted model, not a curated record. Lineage: Eukaryota; Metazoa; Arthropoda; Insecta; Lepidoptera; Papilionidae. The transcript has 5 exons.